This is a messenger RNA of Carica papaya (papaya), 4368 nucleotides long. RefSeq lists its product as uncharacterized. The record is from RefSeq and is a predicted model, not a curated record. Lineage: Eukaryota; Viridiplantae; Streptophyta; Magnoliopsida; Brassicales; Caricaceae.
ACGUGCGCAGGGUGCGUAAUGCGCACCCCUAAUUCUUCUCGACUGCCAAGCAUCCUCUCGUAUUCUAAUUGCCGCCGUAAUAAACCCCGCAGACGCUGCUCUGCGUUAGCACAUUGAACGAUAAGCUUUUCUUGUUUCUCAUCCUUCAAUAUUUUUUCUUUAAUUUCUGAGUCGGAAAGAAGUGACUCAAUGGAGAAACCGAGUUCUGUUUCCGAUUCCGGUCUUAUCUCAUCACCCGCUGCGGUCUUUAUAGACACCAACCUCGACACUCACCUCGCCACGAUCGUCUCCGACACCGAAACUGUUUCUGAUCUUAAGAAGAAAAUAAUUUAUGAACAUCCGUUAUGCUUUCCUUGCAUUGGAGAGAUAAAAAUUCAUGCCAUAAAGGUAAAACGCAGAGGACACUAUUAUCAUCUGGCAGAUUCCAUGUUGGUAAAAAGUGCUUUUGAUGGGAUCAGUAAAAGCUGGUUUCUUUCUGUUGAUGCCUUGAGUGUUGGAGAGAAAAGCGAUAGCGGGCAUCAUCAAAAAAUGGAUUCUGGCAAGCAAGCAGCCUGUUUGGGGAUCAUAGAAAAUCCUUCAGCUAAUGAGAUUGAUAGUCUUGCCGAUGGUCCUUCUAAAAGGUUACUCGACACCUAUGAUUUUUCAUCUCCAUUUGUUGAGAGCAACCAGAACAGGAAACUUGAAGUAUGUGCUGAUCAGCAUGAUUCAGGCGACUCCAACAAAGAAGUUCUAAAAGCUUCAGAGAUGGAAGUUGAACAUGCUGGUAAUCUCUUUCGGGCUUUCUUUUGCGGGACACAUACUGGGUCAGCUGAAAAUACUGCAAAAAAUUGUGAGGUUUCAGUUGCUGCCACCGCUAAUGGGUUAGAUCCUGUUUUGGAGAAGGAAUAUAAUGACCUCGGAACAAGUACUAGACUCAAGGAUGAAAAUUGUAGGAAAGAGAUCAGUGAUGCACAGGGUAACUUGUCAUUGGAAGUUACUCCAAAAACUGAACCUCUUAGGAAGAAAAAACUUAAAAGUAGAAAGGAAAGAGUAGAUGCAUUAAAUAACCAUCAUCUUGAUGGGAACAAUGCUAAAGGUGUGCUACAGCUAAGUACGGCAGUAUUAGAUGAUCCUUUAAUUGACAUAGACAGAGUAGCAUCAUAUGGUGUGAGAGGAAGCAAAAAUACUGCAAAUAAACCACACAGGAGUUCAUCUUCUGAUGUGAAUAAGCAGUCUGGUGCUGACGUACAGAUUGUUAAUGUUCAGGGUGAGGGAACUGAAGUUGUGGGAGAACAAGUUGAUCAUGAAAAUGAUAAAUCUGAGAAUGACAUUAAUAUCCAAGGAAAUAAGUCAUUAGAAGCUUCUGUUUCUGGAUUUCCAGCUAAGAAAAAACGUAAGAUAAAGAGGAAAGAUGGCAAUCAAGAUUUUUCAACUACUAAUAUGCAUUUGAUAUUUGAUUCAAGUAAGCAGACCACUACCCAAUACUCUUUGGGGACCCAACAGAAAGGUUCAUCUUCUGAUGUGAAUAGGCAAUCUGGUGCUGAAGUACAGAUUGUUAACAUUCAGGGUGAGGUAACUGAAGUUGUGGGAGAACGUGUUGAUAACGAAAAUGAUAAAUCUGAGAAUGACAUUAAUAUCCAAGGAAAUAAGUCAUUAGAAGCUUCUGUUUCUGCAUCUCCAGCGAAGAAAAAACAUAAGUUAAAAAGAAAAGAUGGGAAUCAAAAUUUUUCAACUACUGAUACCCAUUUGAUAUCUGAUUCAACUAAGGAGACCACUACCCAAUACUCUUUGGGGGGCCAACAGAAAGGUUCAAAUGCUCAUAUAGACCAGUUAGCAAAGGACCCUUUUGAGGUUAACCAUGUGUUGACAGAUGGUGUAAGCACUGGGAAAAGGAAAAGGAAAUAUAAAUCAUCAGAUACUUCUGGAAAAGAUGUUGUGCAGGAUAGUUCUGGGGUAGCCAAAGUGGGAAUUGGCAAAGUGGAUUUGGGUGGGGAAUUUGCUGGCAAAUUGACCCAUGGACAAGGAGGCCCAGGUGAGUUGAUUUCUGAAACUUGUACAACCUCUUCAGAGAAGAAGCCUUCCACUCUUGUCAAAGAUGCAGGGGAAAAAGAUGUUGGAGUGGGAAGCACUAAUGCAGGCAUUUCAAGAAGCAAGAAAGAUGCCGCAAAAUUUUUCAAGGCAUCUGCAUCAGAGAAACAUGAGUCAGAUGAUGUGGAAACCAAGCUUGAGAAGAAUGGGGUUUCUGCCUCGGAGGAUUUCAUACUGAAGGAUAAAAAUAGAAUGCUGACAGAUAAAACUACUAGAACGGGAGAGGAAAGAGAAUCAUGUCAGAGUAAAGAUCCUGAAGCAAUGACAAACAGUCUAGUUGAAAGAGAAAUAAAUGCUAAUGGGACUUUAGGAUCUGAAAAAUCUUCAAAGAAAAGAAAGAAGUCUAGGAGAACUCAGGAAGUUGGAGGAACAGCAGAUCCAUCUAGUAUAGAGCAUGUUGCAGCUGAUGCUCCUUCAAUGUCUUAUAAAGUUGUAAAUGAUGAGCAAUUUCAUAUUAGUGCUGAGAAAGAGGCAGCUGAUAAAUUAAUCCCAAAUGUAUUGGGAGAAACACUGGAUCUGUCCGGUAUAGAGGAUGUUGCAGCCAAUACUCCUUCGGUUGUGCCUCAAAGAGUUGUAACUGGUGAGAAAUUUAGUGUUAGUGCUGAGAAAGAGGCAACUGAUAAAGUAAUCCAGGGUGUACUGGAGUCCUUGCAGGACAGCAUUGUAAAGCAGGAAAAUUUGGAAAAAACAGGACAGAAAACAAGGAAGAAAACUAUGAAGAAGAAAAGUUCUACUGCAGUAAAACUCAGAGAAUUGCAAUCAGAAGAUGAAAAUGUUGCUCCUAAAGAUCUAAUAUCUUCCAUUGGGAAUAAAAGACAGAUGGAUGAUUCAUUUAAACUGUCAAAUAUUGCUAAGUUGGCUGAGACAACUUCAACAAAUCAAUUGAAUGUAACUAAUUCUGAACUUAAGAUUGGUGGUGGUGUUGAAAUUGAUCCACUCACCACUCAACUGAGCGCCAGAGGAGUUGGAUCAUCAAAAGUAGGCAGUAGAGAGGAGGAACCUUCGGGAGAUGUUGUCAACAAUGAGCCUUCGAAAAGUGGAUCUGCCUCUAAAAUUAAUAAUUCUAUUCAACUUUCCUGCCUAAGUGAGAAGAUAAAUGUAAAUGAUAAACUUUCUCCUAGCCAAUCUCAACGUGAAAUUGUUGCCUCCAGUGAGAUGCUUGACAGAGCAAAAAAUGAGAUGAAAAUCAAGAAGAGCAAAAAAAUGCUUGAUGUAAGUUCUGAUGGCCCCUUCCUUUCACGGAGCUCAGUGAAAUCAAAUGACAAUCAAAGUGGAGUAAAAGCUGAUGCUGCAAAUUCAAGUACCAGUCAGCAAGAAAGAUCUUUGUUAAAGGAUGAGAAUGAUAAGCUCAAGCCUAAAUCAAACAAGAAGAUUCCAAAACUUUCUGAAAAUGGGGCAAAAAAUGCUUUGUCUAAUAAAAUUGAUAAAUCUGUUUGUGUUACAGCAGAAGCUCAAAGGCCAACUGCUGUCAAUUCUUCCAGGACCAGCGCUCAUGUUGCAUCUAAUUCUAGCUUUGAUAGCUCAAAAGAAACUAUUCCCCAAACCAAAAAGGGUGGCAAUGGUCAAUCACAUUUGUCGGUUAAAGGAGCUUCCAGGAAGAAUAAUGACAAAGUUGUGAAUAAAUCAGAGAAGGAGAAGAGCUUAUUGGCUAAAUCGGGCUCAAUAUUUAGGGAUGAGAACUCUGAAGAUGAAGAUAAAGGAGGCAGUUCAGAUGCCAGCACCAGAACACCAUCACAGAUUUCAUCUGAUUACUCAGAUGGGGAUAGUGAUGCAAAUUUUAACUCCCCAGAAAAUGGAUCUUAUAGCUCUCACAGUGAGGAGUAUGAUGGAAGACACAUCACAAAGUCCUUUUCGUCCGCUGCAAAGAACAUGACUUUUGAUGAAAUCCUUAGAAGUUCAAGCAGAUACAAGAAGGCUAAACUAGCUGCUUCUCAAUCACAAGCCGAGGAUGACGAUGACCUGCCAGUUGAUUUUGUUCCGGAGAGUCAAGCCAAUUGAACCUUUUCUGCUACUGCAUUUGUUUUUGAUUUUGCUCAUCCAGGAGUUUUUGUUCUAUUUACUCUGGUCUUUUCCACAGAGGCUUCGUUCUUCCUUUUUCCUGGAUGCUGCCGGACGAGUGCUUCUGCCUAUGUUGAGAAACAUAUAUUUACCUAUACAUACAUGUAAAGUUUUUAGGGUUAAUGUUGAGCUUUCCAGUUCAGAGGGGAAGGAAGGAGGGAAGGAAGCUUGGCUUCAUUGGAAUUUUUGGACUUAGUCGAUGAGUUUGGUUGUCGAAAAGAAAAGCUCGUCGUUUUUUUUGGU